Messenger RNA from Phyllopteryx taeniolatus (common seadragon), 1036 nucleotides. Its product is annotated as alpha-2-HS-glycoprotein-like. Gene Ontology annotation, cellular component: extracellular region; blood microparticle; extracellular matrix. Gene Ontology annotation, biological process: negative regulation of endopeptidase activity. Gene Ontology annotation, molecular function: cysteine-type endopeptidase inhibitor activity. The coding region runs from base 83 to 991 and encodes 302 amino acids. The record is from RefSeq and is a predicted model, not a curated record. The transcript is spliced from 7 exons. Lineage: Eukaryota; Metazoa; Chordata; Actinopteri; Syngnathiformes; Syngnathidae.
UCUUCUUCUUCUGUCCUUCCUGUCGCCAGGUGUGACGUGUGCUAUUUUCGCAUCGUCUCGGCUUUUCUUUUUCCCCGUCGUGAUGGCGACUCACCUGUUGGCCGUUCUGCUGUGCUGCGCCGCGGCUCUUCCGGGCCUCCCGGCGCCGCCUUCGCCGGAGGUCACGUGCGGCGAGGACGGCGCCGAGGCGGCGGCCGGCCUCGCCGUCCGACACGUCAACGAGCAUCACCGGCACGGAUUCAAGUUCCGCCUGCACGAGAUCCAGAGCAGCAAUUAUCAACAGUUCCCGGGAGGUUGCCACAUCGACGUGAACGUGAAGCUGGCGCAGACCAAAUGUCACAUCACCGACCCCAAACCGCUCGACCGAUGCCAGCUGUGGCGACGGAACGAACGGGGUGCCGUGGCCACCUGCAGUGUCGAGUUUUGGGUCAUGUGGGGCGUGGCCAAAAUCACCAGACACGAAUGCACCACCAGACCAGAACACACCAACGAGGAGCUGAUGACGAUUUGUCCUUCCUGCCCCAAGUUGUUGGCUCUCAACGACCCGACGGGCGUGAGCGCGGUAGACGCGGCGGUGACCGCGUUCAACCGAGACGGCCAACGCCAGAAUUACUUCACCCUGAUGGAAGUGGCUCAGCUGACCGAAGAGUACGUCGCGAGCGUGGGCACGAUCAUUUGGCUCAAGUUCGCCCUGGUGGAGACCACGUGCCCCAGAGAGGCCACUAGCAGUUUGGCGGCCUGCACGCCUCGCUGCCCGGACCGAGCUAAUCACGUCUUUUGCCAAACUGCCUAUUACAACGUCCACAGACAAGUGGGAGAACUUUCCUGUGAAACGUAUCCACCCAAAAAUUCCGCCGCCCUCCCGGCCGGCGAGCCGGAGCCCGUGUGCCGGCCGCUGUUCCACAAAAGCGCGGAAGCUUGCGUUUGCCAGGCACGGCUGAAAAAGCCCGACGCGGCCGUCCACCACAUUUGUCCCUUCCCGCUCAAGUGAUGUCGGCGUAUUUGUCGAGUCUGCAAUAAAAACCAUUGAAAGUUC